AUGGCGUCGGUUGAUGAAAUGCAGCAGUACCUAAGACGCGAUUGCCUAGAGAUUACUGGUAUACCAGUUGUACCGUUAGAUGACCCUUGCAACCUCGUAGCUGAAGUCUGCGAGAUUCUAAACGUUGGGCUAGAUGAAAACGACAUUUCAGUUGCUCAUAGACUUCAGCCUAGGAAGAACACAAAGGACAGAAUAAUUGUGAAAUUUGUCAAGCGUAACAAGCGCGACGAAGUGUACAAACAACGCUCAAAGCUUAAUGGCAAAACCACACGCUGUUUACCAACAGUUAAUGCUGAAAUACAAGAAGGAACUAUUGGUGCAACUGCCAAGAUCUAUAUAAAUGAAUCGUUAACGCUUAUAGGAGAAGAUUAUUUUGGAAAAUAA
Paramuricea clavata is the source of this 384-nucleotide messenger RNA. Lineage: Eukaryota; Metazoa; Cnidaria; Anthozoa; Malacalcyonacea; Plexauridae. The record is from the annotation of a GenBank genome assembly.